This is a messenger RNA of Sclerotinia trifoliorum, 1438 nucleotides long. Lineage: Eukaryota; Fungi; Ascomycota; Leotiomycetes; Helotiales; Sclerotiniaceae. The record is from the annotation of a GenBank genome assembly.
GCAGUUUUUUAUUCAGCGUGCACACGAACAACCUACAACGUAUUUUACAACGACGGCUCUGCAUUCAAACACUUUCUAUAAAACACUUCCAUACACCGGUCUCUCCUUGCACCUUGUGCGCACCCGCUUCUACCUUUGCAAGAAAGUCGACUUCUGACAAUUCGAAAAGCCUACCAAAACAAAAUCCAGUAUGCCUCCCGACUGCCAUAUGUCACCAUUCAUUAAAACUAUGGUCGAGAAGCAAAAGUAAGUAAAAUUAGGCUUUACCAAAGACUUUUCCAUAGACUGCGAACGUAACGGAAACAAUUAUCGAAGCUUUUGUUGCAUAUCAAUACUUUUCUUUGAGUCUAUAGAACACUAGCUGAUGAAGUAUUAGAGAAAAAGAUCGUAAUACUGUUCAUGUUAGAGUAGGCAAAUAUCGAAACGCAUACACAGUCGAAAAGGAUAUCUUCUACCAACAUUCGCCAUACCUUGGAGAAGCUUGCGACCGCUAUUCAGAAGGACUUGAGCGUGCAACUAUAGAAUUUGCUAAGACGAAUGAUAAUACUUUCAAGCUCUUCAGAGAUUGGCUUUACAAGCAAGAGCUUGGCAGCCCAUGAGGAAAUUGCUGAAUGGAGAGCCGAAAAGGCGAAAAAUAGCAAAGGGUCUGACCUUGACAACAAAAGCGAUGAGGGACCAAUAAUAGACUUCGAUGAAUCUAAAGGAAAUGACGACUUGGUGAAAAACAGCAACUCGAAUGGAAACAUGGUUUUAGAAACGAAAAGUGGCGAUCUUGACGACAGAGGUAAUGUAGCACUUACAAACUUUUGUUUUCCUCAUAUGGCUGCGCUUCUAGAUCUUUACCUAUUUGCCGAUAUGGCUCGUGUGCCAGCUUUGAAGAACCAGUGUAUAAAAAAGUACUAUGAGUUUACAAAAGCGACCGGAUACAUCACAACUUCAUGGCUUUCCUACAUGUGGAAGUACACAACCAAAACUAUGUUAAUGCAUAAAUUCCUCCUCGACUUACUCACAUGGGAGAUGCCUCCUUCAUUACUUGAAACGAACUCGAAAGACUUUCCUGAAGAAUUGAGACUUGAACUUUUAGUCAACAUGGGAUACGUCAUUCAGAUAGCCCGCCAUGGAUCAUCCGCAUUGGAAAAUAGUAAUCCUUUGAGAGAUUUGUCCAAUUACUAUGAAAAGAUUGAUUGAGAGGAUACUUGACCGUCAGCAUAGCGUAGUGAGUCUAUACAGGUAUGUAUCCUUGUACACGAACUACAUUUUGCUCGAAAGCUAACAACUAGUAUUCAGUCACGUUGUAUGGUAGUAUUACCUGUGAGGACUUGUCUUGUUACAUUUGAUAGUUAGGUGGGGAUACAUCGCAGAAAACAAACUCUUACGAAGCGUUAGAAGACGAUAGAAGAUUGUGUCUUAGAAAUUAGUGUGCCGCGAGCCAGUAGGG